ACAAAUCAUGUUUUUUAAAACAUUUUUCUUUACUCUGUCGAAUGCUUGAAUUGAUUCACUCACAUCACCGCGCUGGUGAGACUGGUUAACAACAAAUGUCGAUAGCGCGCUUUUUUCACUAAAAUUCAACAUACGUAUUUUGUUUCUAAUGGCGUCCUUUUUUUACGCUUAGAUAUUGUUUACGCUCAGACAUUGUUUUACAACUUUUCCUACUUCUUUUUUUCCUACUUUUUUAUUUUUUAUGUAAUUCUAAACAUUGAUGGGAUCCUUAUCAAUUAUGUCAGCUACAUACAAAUCCCAAAUAUAUAUUUCUUUUACAGUUUUAAGCUACACAUGAACCUGACAACAAGGGGAAUGGCCUUUUUUAAUUGCCUGUGUUAGCUAGCUAGCUGCGUGAAGUAAAACAUUGAAACCGCACAAAAUUAUUUAAAACUAAAAGUAGGUAUAUAUACCUCCACUUUUAACAACGUCUCUAGAUAUAACUAAACGUUGUAUCAAAUAUACUCAUUUGGAAAGAAAAUCGCUAUCAUCAUGAUCACAAGAAGUCGGUGUUUAUUAUAUGCGAUCUUUUUCUUAACAAGUUGUUUAUCAACUUUUGACUGUGUUCCAUUUAAAGAUUCCAAAAGUCAAAGUGCUGACAUAUCCAGCAACAUUAAUGAUACAACAUCAGAUCUUGCAAAACUCAUUGGUUUGAUUCGAAGUGAAGUCAAUAUUACAAUCCAAGAGGAGUUAACAAAAAUCAUCCAAAGUGUCGUGACAAAUCUUCCUGCAGGUCAAUUUUGUCAAGCUGUUAGCAAAUGUAAUUCAAAUACUGCCAUCAAUGAAGAUUUGUACCUGAGAAGCCGACGAGACAUCGAUGCAAUUGGUGCUCCGUUUAAUCUUGAAAAAUUAUUAGCUGUGAUCAAAAGAUACGAAAACGUAGAUUCCAUCGACGAAGCAUUGAGAAACGUUAUUCAAAAGACCAUACUAAAACUAAGAGAGGAGCAUAUACGCAACGUGGCGAAAAAAUGCAAUUGCACAAGCCAGCCCGGACCAAUGGGACCAUCAGGCCCUCCAGGCCCACCAGGUAAGGGAGGAAAGAAAGGCUUUGGUUUGCUUACCCCAAAACUAACAGAUGUACAAAUCUAUCCGGUAGCCAAUGAGAGUGAUGAUAAAAUUCUAAAGUGUCAAUUCCUUGGAAAUCCAAUACCUUCUGUAAGAUGGGAGCACCACUUUGCAAACAUAAAUAUUACAAUGGAAAUUGAUCCCCACGAAUCGAUUAUUUCAUCAUAUUUGCACGUGAGAAACAUUACUUGGAAUGAUCACCGUAGCAACUUGACUUGCACUGCGCAAAACAUUAUUGGAAUUGCAAAUGCUUCUGGUUCACUUACAGUGCAUAUUCCACCCAUAAUACAUUUACCAAGCGACCGCAUCUAUGCAAAUCUUGGUACUAACUUCAAGUUUCCUGAAUGUAAGGUAACUUCUAAUCCACCGGCUACGAUAACAUGGAAACGAGGAUAUGGAAAUUUGCCCUUUGGACGACACGAGAAAAAUGGAACGUCUCUUGAAAUUUUUAACGUGCGUGAAGAAGAUACUGGUUAUUACGUUUGCGAAGCAGAAAAUUAUUUAGGCAAAUCAAAUCUAGGCAUACAGUUAAAGCCGAGACCUUUGCAGUUCGUAGAGAAACCACUUUCUAGUAUUAAGUCUGUCGCGUUGCAAGUUAUCCGAUGCUCUGCUUUGGGUACACCUGAGAACAUGUAUGGGAAGAUUGUUAAUCUUGAUAAGGGAAUGAAACUGCCAGUAGAAGAAUCAACAAACGGUACUUUGUUUACGCUGAAGGCAUACAUUGCAAGACCUGGAAAUUAUAAAUGUAUCAUUUGGGAUUUGACACAAAGUGUUGAGAGCAGCUUUAGAGUGAAAUUUAGUAAAUUGCCAUCUGUACUCUUGACAAAAAAGCAUUCGAAAAGUCUCAAAGUAUGGCUAAAAGAAGAGUCAGCGUUUGGCCAAUAUGUUUUGUGUUUUGAUGGAAAAAGGGACAAUUGGAACACUACCAAAUUUCACAAGCGUUGUGAUAACAAGCCACACACUGUCACAAUCCUUCGAACCAAACAUAAAAAGACGUUUGGAGCAUAUUCUGAUAUACCCUGGAGUCCAUCUUCAACUUCCCGCACAAGUUCAAAGGCGUUUGUUUUUUCGUUUUAUCUCGGCAAGCGAAAACUUUUGAUUAAAAGUGGAUCUCAAGCAGUAUGUUAUUCCAGCAGCAAUGGGCCCUGUUUUGGACAGCAUGAAGUGAAAGUGGGAAAUUUUCUUUUUCUUUAUAAUUACGAACACCAAAAUGAAGUGAAGAAUAGGUUCAGAACCAGUUUGGGAAAGAGUUUCCCCUAUGGAUAUGUUCCUACUUCUGACUUUCUGGAUAAUAUGCAAGUGUUUUACAGACAAAAAUUUUAAGGACAUUCUUUGUUUUGUUGUAAUUAUAAAAUAUUUUUAUAGAAAAUAUGUAAAACGACGUAAGCGAAUAAAAUAAAAGAGAAGAAGACAAAA
Molecule: messenger RNA, 2520 nt
Organism: Hydractinia symbiolongicarpus
Lineage: Eukaryota; Metazoa; Cnidaria; Hydrozoa; Anthoathecata; Hydractiniidae
Product: netrin receptor DCC-like
Exons: 9
Coding region: 532-2427 (631 amino acids)
Source: RefSeq, a predicted model, not a curated record